Messenger RNA from Syzygium oleosum, 1560 nucleotides. RefSeq names its product lysine histidine transporter-like 5. The transcript has 9 exons. The record is from RefSeq and is a predicted model, not a curated record. The coding region runs from base 93 to 1460 and encodes 455 amino acids. Gene Ontology annotation, cellular component: plasma membrane. NCBI's taxonomy places the organism in Eukaryota, Viridiplantae, Streptophyta, Magnoliopsida, Myrtales, Myrtaceae.
UUUCUUUUUCCUUCCUUAAGAGGCAAGAUUCAGAUCUCCUGCACAAGAAUCUUCGCUGAUUCCUUAUUCCAAGAGACGAGACAAUCUGCAACAUGGACAUCGAGGACAAAAAGGUUCAUAACGCCAUGGAAAACAACUGUAACGGAGGAGAUGCAAGCAAGAUGGACAAAGACGAACAGGAUCUGAACGACUGGCUUCCGGUUACAGCAUCCAGGAAGGCAAACUGGACUCACUCGGCCUUUCACAAUGUCACUGCGAUGGUUGGCGCUGGUGUUCUUGGCUUGCCCUUUGCGGUGUCUCAAAUUGGAUGGGUUCCUGGAAUCGGCAUGAUCAUCGUCUCGUGGUUGGUCACCUUGUACACGUUGUGGCAACUCGUGGAGAUGCACGAGGUGGUCCCGGGGAAGCGGUUUGACCGGUACACUGAGCUGGCCGAGCACGCCUUCGGCUCGAAGGUCGGGUACUGGUCCAUCAUGCCUCAGCAGACGCUCGUCCAGGUUGCAACGGACAUCGUGUACACCGUGACUGGAGGGAAAUCGCUGAAGAAGUGCCUGGAGCUGGUAUUUCCAGCGAUGGCGAACGUCAGACAGACGUAUUACAUACUCUUCUUCACUGGCCUGCAGAUUUUGCUCUCCCAAACUCCUAAUUUCAACUCAUUGAAGGGAGUCUCUCUGCUCGCUGCGUUCAUGUCCCUUUGUUACUCGAUGGUGGCCUUCGUCACCUCAACCAUAAGAGGGGCCCACCACCACCACGGGAUCAAGUACGGAGUCCGAUCCCACACGACGGCCGGCAAGGUGUUCGACACGCUGAACGCGCUCGGGACCAUCGCGUUCGCGUUCGCCGGGCACAGCGUCGUCCUUGAGAUCCAGGCCACGAUUCCGUCGACCCCGGAGAAGCCGUCGAAGAAGCCGAUGUGGAAGGGCGUGAUCGUCGCCUAUGCCGUCGUGGCGCUGUGCUACUUGUCGGUUGCAGCCUCCGGGUUCUGGGCAUUCGGCUCGCUCGUUGAAGACGACAUCCUUAUUUCUCUGGAGAAGCCAAACUGGCUCAUUGCCGUGGCUAACUUCAUGGUGUUUCUUCACGUCCUUGGAAGCUAUCAGGUUUUUGCAAUGCCCGUGUUCGAUCAGAUCGAGUCAUGCCUGGUCAAACGGUUGAAUUACAAGCCGGGACGUCCCCUUCGCCUCAUAUCUCGCAGUGUCUACGUUGCUUUAACUGGGUUCAUCGGAAUGUGCAUCCCAUUUUUCGGGGGACUGCUGGGAUUCUUCGGAGGACUUGUUUUCGCAUCCACUUCUUACUUUAUACCCUGCAUCAUGUGGCUCGCAGUCCACCGGCCUAAGAGUUGGAGCUUCCACUGGAUAGCAUCAUGGAUUUCUAUCAUAAUCGGGGUGUUGAUAGCAGUGCUUGCUCCGAUUGGAGGAGUGAGACAGAUUGUUCUCUCAGCCAAGACCUACAGAAUAUUUUCUUAGUUGGGUUUUACAGUUUGUGUAGGAUGGGAAGCUUAGUAAUAUGUAUUUCCUCAAAGGGUCAUCUCUUUAAUGUUUCAGAGAUGAUUUCACAUUAGAUUUA